GUGCGCAAAAGGUAAACAAUUAUGCAAAACACUACCCCAACAAAGAUGACCAUCAUCCAUUCUUUUUAGAUCCUUGUAUCUUACAAUUAGAUCUCAAUUUAUGCUAGCUGAGUUCCUAAAACGCUUUAAUUAUCCAAAAUUUUGAUAAAAAAAAUUGACUGAAAAAAGAAUGGAAUUGCAAGAUAUGCCUCAUUUCUUAAAGUUCAGCGCAGGGAAUGAAUACAUGAUGAAACACAUAUGGUGUUUAGUAAAGCAUAGGCAUCAAACCUUGAAGACCGUUUUCAUAAUGACAACUAUCUUGUUAACUGCAUUUUGUCGCAUUCUGUUGUUUACUUUUGUAAUGAAACAGAACUCAAGUCUCUUUAUUAUAUCGGAUGCUGUUUUGAUGACGAUACUGUGCUUUAUUUAUCUCUGCCUCCUUUCAUUAAUCAAUAGGACCUUCUUUAUUAAUUACAAUAACUUGGCAAAUCAAUCAGAUUUCAGCUAAUAAAGCAUAUGUAGGAAUAGUAAAGUCCUUAAAUAGUCUAUUUCACGAUAUGCAGUUUUAUAGAAUUAGUUCCCUAGAAGAGUUUCCAUGACUUUAGU
Messenger RNA from Schizosaccharomyces octosporus yFS286, 585 nucleotides. RefSeq lists its product as uncharacterized. The transcript has a single exon. Bases 170 to 487 code for a protein of 105 amino acids. NCBI's taxonomy places the organism in Eukaryota, Fungi, Ascomycota, Schizosaccharomycetes, Schizosaccharomycetales, Schizosaccharomycetaceae. The record is from RefSeq and is a predicted model, not a curated record.